CUCCCGAAAUGUAGCCAGCAGCGGGAGCGCGGGGGCUGGUUUGUAAUCGCUCAGGUCUUCUGCAUGGCUCUUCUUCUUCUCUUUCACCGGGAUGCCGUGAAAAUCAGAACCGCAGACUGAGAGACCCGCUGCUCCCUCGCUAAUCACAGACACGGCGGUGGCGGAGGCAGCGGAGGAGGAGGAAGAGGUGGUGGAGGAGGAGGAGGAGGAGGAGGUGGUGGUGGAGAGGGAUGGAUACCAGUGGAAAGAUUCCACAUUAGGUAGCGACCACGGAGAUCCGAGGAGCCCUGAACGUCUCACAGUUGUGGUACGCGGCCGGAGGUGGUGCCUCGAGGAUGGAUUUCACCCUGCUCCGGAACCUCAUCAGCAGAUACUGUGUGGGGGAGGAGAUCUGGCUGGACAGUCGGACGGUGUACAUCGGUCAUAAAGAACCUCCUCCGGGAGCCGAGGCCUACAUCCCUCAGCGUUACCCCGACAACCGCAUCGUCUCCUCCAAGUAUACCUCCUGGAACUUCGUUCCCAAGAAUCUGUUUGAGCAGUUCAGAAGAAUCGCAAACUUCUACUUCCUGCUCAUAUUUCUGGUCCAGCUUCUCAUCGACACCCCCACGAGCCCAGUCACCAGCGGCCUGCCCCUCUUCUUUGUCAUCACUGUCACCGCAAUAAAACAGGGCUAUGAGGAUUGGCUCAGACACAAGGCUGACGACUCUAUAAACGAGUGUCCGGUGGACGUGGUGCAGCAGGGGAAGGCGGUGAGAACGCAGAGUCACAAGCUACGGGUGGGGGACGUCGUGGUGGUGCGGGAGGAUGAGACUUUCCCCUGCGAUCUGAUCCUGCUCUCCUCCAGCCGCCAUGACGGGACCUGCUACGUCACCACUGCCAGCCUGGACGGGGAGUCCAGUCACAAGACCUAUUAUGCAGUACAAGAUACCAUGGCCUUUAGAACGGAGCCGGAGGUGGAUUCGCUACAUGCCACUAUUGAAUGUGAACAACCACAGCCUGACCUCUACAAAUUUGUGGGACGCAUCAAUAUUUACAAGGACAAAGAAGAGCCCGUGGCGAGACCACUUGGGGCUGAGAAUUUGCUCCUCAGAGGAGCCACACUGAAGAACACACAACAUAUUUAUGCUGUUGCGGUCUACACUGGUAUGGAGACCAAGAUGGCGCUCAACUACCAGUCUAAAUCUCAGAAGCGCUCCGCUGUAGAGAAGUCGAUGAAUGCCUUCCUGGUCGUGUAUCUGUGCAUCUUGAUCAGUAAAGCGGUCAUCAACACCAUUCUGAAAUACGCCUGGCAGUGGUCUCCGGACCGGGACGAGCCCUGGUACAACCACAGGACUGAGAACGAGCGCCAGCGCCACGUGGUGAUCCGAGCGUUCACAGACUUCCUGGCCUUCAUGGUCCUCUUUAACUACAUCAUCCCGGUGUCAAUGUACGUGACGGUGGAGAUGCAGAAGUUCCUGGGCUCUUAUUUCAUCACCUGGGAUGAAGAGAUGUUUGACGAAGAGCUGGGGGAGGGAGCUCUGGUGAACACCUCUGACCUGAAUGAAGAGCUGGGACAGGUGGAGUACGUGUUCACUGAUAAGACAGGCACUCUCACUGAGAACAACAUGGAGUUUAUUGAAUGCUGCGUCGAUGGGAACGUCUACAUCCCGCACGCCAUCUGCAACGGCCAAAUCCUCAGCGCCGCUUCCAGUAUCGACAUGAUCGACUCCUCACCCGGAGGGUACAGGAGAGAACACGAGGACCUGUUUUUCCGGGCGCUGUGCCUGUGUCACACGGUGCAGGUGAAGGAGGAGGAGACGGUGGACGGCAUCAAGAGGGGCAUCCACCAGGGCAGGCCCACCUCCUUCUACAUCUCCUCCUCGCCAGAUGAGGUGGCUUUGGUGGAGGGAAUGAAAAGGCUGGGUUACACCUAUCUGAGACUGAAAGACAACUACAUGGAGAUCCUCAACAAAGACGAUGAGAUCGAAAGAUUUGAGCUGCUCCAUGUGCUGAACUUUGACUCCGUCAGGAGGCGAAUGAGCGUCAUCGUCAAGUCCAGCUCAGGAGAAUGCCUGCUGUUCUGUAAGGGAGCGGACUCGUCCAUUUUCCCCCGCGUCGUAUCUGGGAAGGUGGAGCAGGUGAAAGCCCGGGUGGAGCAGAAUGCUGUCGAGGGGCUGCGGACUCUGUGCGUCGCUUAUCGAAAGCUGUCGGAGUCCGAAUACCAGGAGGCGUGUCACCGGCUGAACGAAGCCAAGCUGGCCCUGCAGGACAGGGAGCAGAGGCUGGCGCAGGCCUAUGACGUCAUCGAGAGGGACUUAGUGCUUUUGGGAGCGACGGCAGUGGAGGACAGGCUCCAGGAGAAAGCUGCGGACACCAUCGAGUCACUGCACAAGGCCGGGAUGAAAGUCUGGGUCCUGACGGGGGACAAGAUGGAGACGGCGGCGGCGACCUGCUACGCCAGCAAGCUGUUCCACCGCAGCACCCAGAUCCUGGAGCUGACCAAGAAACGCACCGAGGAGCAGAGCCUCCACGACGUGCUGUUCGAACUGAACCGGACCGUUCUGAGGCAGCGCUCCAUGUCGGGGUUGUCUGUCGACUGCCUGGACUUUGGUCUGAUCAUCGACGGCGCCACUCUAUCCGCGGUGCUGAAGGCCAACCAGGAGGGCGCCGGUUCCUGCAACUACCGUGAGAUCUUUUUAGAGAUCUGUCGCAACUGCAGUGCCGUGCUCUGCUGUCGGAUGGCGCCGCUGCAGAAGGCCCAGAUCGUGAAGCUGAUUAAAGCUUCCAAGGAGCACCCCAUAACGCUCGCCAUCGGCGACGGGGCCAACGAUGUCAGCAUGAUCUUGGAAGCACAUGUGGGCAUCGGCAUCAUGGGUAAAGAGGGCCGGCAGGCGGCACGGAACAGCGACUACGCCAUCCCCAAGUUCAAACACCUGAAGAAGAUGCUCCUCGUCCACGGCCACUACUAUUACAUCCGGAUCGCUGAACUCGUUCAGUACUUCUUCUACAAGAAUGUAUGCUUCAUCUUCCCCCAGUUCCUGUACCAGUUCUUCUGUGGGUUCUCCCAGCAGCCUCUGUACGACACGGCCUAUUUGACGUUGUACAACAUCAGCUUCACCUCCCUCCCCAUCCUCCUCUACAGCCUGGUCGAGCAGCACGUCACCAUUGACAAGCUCAAGAGGGACCCCUCCUUGUACAGGGACGUAGCGAAGAACUCCCUCCUCCGCUGGCCCGUCUUCAUGUAUUGGACGUGCCUGGGUGUGUUUGACGCCGUUAUCUUCUUCUUUGGUGCCUACUUCCUGUUUGACAACACCACGUUCACCAGCAAUGGCCAGCUUAUGACCACCAACACACAGAUGAUGUUCGGCAACUGGACCUUCGGGACUCUCGUCUUUACUGUGCUGGUCUUCACCGUUACGAUCAAGCUCGCCUUGGACACACACCACUGGACCUGGAUCAAUCACUUUGUCAUCUGGGGGUCACUACUGUUCUACGUUAUUUUCUCUCUCCUCUGGGGAGGCAUCAUUUGGCCCUUCCUGAACUACCAGAGGAUGUACUACGUGUUCAUGCAGAUGCUGUCCAGUGGUCCGGCCUGGCUCAGCAUCAUGCUGCUUGUGACUGUCAGCCUGCUGCCAGAUGUCAUCAAGAAGGUCCUCUGCAGGGCCAUGUGUCCCACGGCGACCGAACGCGCACAGACGGUAAGGACAGCGGGGGCCCCGGAGGGCUGUGUGGCCCCCGGCGCUGCAGAUGGUGGCGGGGGAAGCAUUGAGAGGAACCCGCUCCACCCUGGUAGGACCUGUGAGGGAGACAGUGGAGAGAAAAAAGCCGCUAAGAACUAUGAAUCCACGAUGUCACACAGCCACAGCACCCCUCCCGGCAAACCCAAGGGUACUCGAGGUCACCAUGGACGACGAGAAGCUGUCGUCGCGGGCUCGCGCGGCCGAGUGGACUCCACCGUCCUCUCACCGGUCCCACAAAGGCGCGAGCGCGGACUCCUCUCACCUCCACCUGGGCGCCGCGGAGACACCGUCACUGCGCGGCUCCGAUCCGCUUCCUGGGAAACUACUGGUCCACCUGGCAGGAGGCGGAGGAGGGGCAGACCUGCGCCCUCUCGGCCCCUACACGCUCCGUCUCUCGGGAGAAGGAUUCGCCUACUACGCCCCGGGGCCCGAGACCUCCGUGUGAACACAAGCGCCGGGCUCUGGUAAACUAUGUACCGCGUGGCAUCUCGUGGGCCGAACACGCGAAGAGGCACCGAGAGACGGCAUAUCUUGAGGGUGGGGGGGGAAGGAUAUAGAGAGCAAAAAUACAGCAGGCUAGGAGCCAAAGGAGAAAAAAAAUUAUCAUAAUAAAAAGCGGUGUAUUACAAAGCCCAACCCCCCCCCCCCCCCUCACACACACACACGAGGAACGUGGAGGACAUCUGAAGAGGGAUGUGCAGUAUACUCGCCACCCUGCCUUAAUUCAUAGAUACAGAUUAUUAGAGGAUUAUAUUUCUACGUCAGUUUACUCGUGUUUGUGAGUUGAUGGGGAUGGGGUCAGAGGGCGUACGCGUCUGGUACAGUGUGAUAAUUCUUCCUCUUCUUUCACCCUCACGAUUGUGUCGACUGUUGUUUGGUCUUCUCUGCCAGUGUAGCAUGUCAGAUCUCCCUGCGGCAUGCCGAUCUGCUCAUCCCUCGUCCCCGGUCAUCAUUCAUCAUGAACUAUACAUCGCCACCGCUUUGUUUUCUUCUUUUCUUCUCCAAACCCAGUACACACACACUGUACCAGUACACACACUGUACCCACUCCUGCCCCACUGUGGUGCUGUGGGGUAACAGCAGCAAACCCCCGGGACUCGCAGUCGUUAUUCAUGGCUGUCCUCAAUGACUUGCUCCUCCCCCCUGUUGCGUUGCGUUUGUGUGUUUGCCGCCAUGCUCUGUGUGAUGCAAAAAGUAACGUAAGGAUACUGAUGUCAUGUUUCCACAUUAUACGGUUGUUUUUUUCCUCUGUGUUGCAUUUAUCUAUGAGUUCUAAUGUAUUGUUGUAAAAUUAUUGAUGGCGGUCACUGUUGAUGUAUGGAUGUAACUUAAAAAAUACUUUUUGAUAUAUGUAUAUAUAUAUUGUAUUGAGAAGGGAUGUUAUAUAGGCUGUUGUUAGGAGGGAGACAAUCAAAUCAAUGGAAUGUUGAGCUGAUGUGUCCAUCGUGUCCUCCAGCUGAAGAUUGUAGCUCAUCAUGGAUGACAUCACCUUUUCUGCAUUUUCUCACAUCCCAACGUCCUCUUCGUCCAAAGCAUAUCUGUCCCGUUGCACACGGCGAGUGACCGACUCUGGAAGUCUCGAAUGUCAGAUUCCCGAAGCAUUUUUGUAUGUUUAUACAGUUUAUUUUCAUACACAUCACCAUCUGCCAACAUGUAUAGAUUUAAUAACGGGUGUUGGAUAUUUUUUUUACUGGGGCACAGGUGAUUUUUUCAGUUUGGUUGGAGGUCUGGAUUUGUCUCUUUCAUUUUUCACUCAAAAACGUCCCGACCUCAGUAGAUGAAUUGAAGGGCCUUGGUGCUCGUCAUGCAGCGUCCCGCCUCACUGUGCUGUUGCCAUACUGUAUCCAGACAUAUUCUACAUGUCACAUACAAAUACAUGAUGAUGCUCUGAGGUCUAUUUUACUUUAAUAACGUAAAGUUAACACAGUUUAUCUAAGUCCUUCACAGCUCCGUUUUCCACCUCUACCUGUCACUUUUGUGUUGUCCACAUUGAAUAUUUUCUUCUGGUAUUUUUGUAUCCCAGAGAUGAGAUUAUAUUUUAACUGCGUUUAGAAUGUGUGUUCACGUUUGUAACCAAAAUUAGAGCAACGUAUACAUGAUGUGAUUCAUUAGAGAUUUACCAAUAGGUCCACACACACACACACACACACACACACACACACACACACACACACACACACACACACUGCACUUUGUUCCACAACAGAUCAGUUUCCCCUCUUAAAACAAGGUAUAAUGUCUUGGGGCUUAUACGUUUUCACUCCUCACAAGUUAUUUUUCUAAGAAUGUAGUGGGUGAGUAAGAAGAGAGAGAAAAAAAGUGACCAAAUAACGACCAGGAACGGGACUGUCCGUUGCCUCUGUCUCAGAUGGGCUUAUGGCACCAGCGUUCUCCUCCGGGUCAGAAUGUCAAUUCGGUCACUCUCGAGCUCGGCCAAUGUCCGAAAUGACGACUCGAAGCUGCACGCCUCAUCUCACACUUUCAGUUGCAGCACAGUUUAUAUUACCAAACAGGUCUCGAGAACGUAUUGUUUUGUUUUUGGAUCAGCUAUUGGGACUUUUUGCCAGCCUGUCUGUAGCAAAUGGGGGCAGAGCACUGAAUUGUCAUUUUGCUUGUAAUAAAGAAAAGAGUGAAAACAU
Pseudoliparis swirei is the source of this 6358-nucleotide messenger RNA. Its product is annotated as phospholipid-transporting ATPase IH-like. Gene Ontology annotation, molecular function: magnesium ion binding; ATPase-coupled intramembrane lipid carrier activity; ATP hydrolysis activity. Gene Ontology annotation, cellular component: trans-Golgi network; endoplasmic reticulum; recycling endosome. Lineage: Eukaryota; Metazoa; Chordata; Actinopteri; Perciformes; Liparidae. The coding region runs from base 336 to 4187 and encodes 1283 amino acids. The record is from RefSeq and is a predicted model, not a curated record. The transcript is spliced from 31 exons. Gene Ontology annotation, biological process: phospholipid translocation.